Messenger RNA from Guyanagaster necrorhizus, 756 nucleotides. RefSeq lists its product as uncharacterized. Bases 1 to 609 code for a protein of 202 amino acids. The record is from RefSeq and is a predicted model, not a curated record. NCBI's taxonomy places the organism in Eukaryota, Fungi, Basidiomycota, Agaricomycetes, Agaricales, Physalacriaceae. The transcript is spliced from 5 exons.
AUGGUUGACGUAAUGUUUUCCUUUCGCACGUCCGCGUCCUCGACUUUUCCUAUAUGCAAGCUCUUGGCCUUAUCUGCGCAGCCAUUAGAACCCAACCUUUCUUUUGCUAUUUAUCAGUUGGAAACAGUCACCUGCCGGGAGAGCAUCAAAGUAACAGAUACCGCUCGUGAUUACGUUCAGUAUCGUUCUCUUUGCAGAGGAAUCCCCCACGUCCGUGUGGUUUUGAUUGUCACUGCAAAUGUCGGUGAAAAGUUCGCCUAUGAACUGUUCAGGGCAUUUGCGACUAAUUUCGGGAAUGCUGUCGCACUCUCCAAUUCCUAUUCUAAGCGGGAUAGAAGGCGCGACGACUCGACCAUUGCUCGGCAUUUUCAAUGGCCAACACUGAAUUUUGUCCAGCCAACUCGAGGAACAAGUAUACAAGUGGCGGACGGCGGACGGAUAGCUAGCGACGACGACGUUCAUAUGAGUGACCGUACUGAUAGUACAGCCCUAGGCAACUUUCCCCGCCUCCCCGCUAAUAUCGAGCUUAGACGCGCCGAGGCUUCCCUCCCUUCGACGAGGACGAGUUUAUAUAACCACAGACACUUGCAGAAUUAUUCAGAGACUUAGCCUUCACGAGUGCGACGUGUAUGAAUACCAGCAACCAGCAACGGUGCCAAUUCGACCUGCAAAACCGUUCAGUCUGGUAUAUUCUAUCGUGCAAGGAACGUCCACAUCGUAGUGUAAGCAAGAAUGAAUGCUGAAUUAUCGAGAAUC